AUGGGAGACAAGAGGAGUCCUACAAGGCCGAAGCGUCAACCGAAAUCCUCCGACGAGGGGUUGUGGGACUGCAGCGUGUGCACGUACAAGAACACGGCGGAGGCUUUUAAGUGCAUGAUGUGUGAUGUCAGGAAAGGGACAUCAACAAGGAAGCCCAGGCCCGUGUCCCAGCUCGUCACUCAGCAGCAGGUCACACAGCAGUUCGUUUUACCGUCGCAGCCAAAGAAGGAGAAGAAGGAACGCGUGGAGCGAGAAAAGGGCGAUAGAGAGCCAGCGCUGAAGAAGAACUCGCACAAGAAGAUGAGACCCAGGUUAAAAAACAUCGACCGGAGCAGCGCGCAGCAUCUGGAAGUGACCGUUGGGGACCUGACCGUCAUCAUCACAGACUUUAAGGAGAAGCCCAAGCCUGCCGCGCCCACUCCGCCCCCGGCCUCCUCCACCACCUCCAGUGCAGGCGCCUCGUCCGACCACCUCAGCCAGAACGGCAACAGCUCAGAGAACACCGAGAGGGGCCUGUCGCGCUCCUCCUCGCCCCGCGGAGAAGGCAGCUCCAUCAACGGGGAGUCGCACUGA
Knipowitschia caucasica is the source of this 573-nucleotide messenger RNA. The record is from the annotation of a GenBank genome assembly. Lineage: Eukaryota; Metazoa; Chordata; Actinopteri; Gobiiformes; Gobiidae.